Aspergillus mulundensis is the source of this 2994-nucleotide messenger RNA. Its product is annotated as mismatch repair ATPase MSH1. The record is from RefSeq and is a predicted model, not a curated record. NCBI's taxonomy places the organism in Eukaryota, Fungi, Ascomycota, Eurotiomycetes, Eurotiales, Aspergillaceae. The transcript has 2 exons. The coding region runs from base 1 to 2994 and encodes 997 amino acids. Gene Ontology annotation, molecular function: ATP-dependent DNA damage sensor activity; mismatched DNA binding; ATP binding. Gene Ontology annotation, cellular component: nucleus. Gene Ontology annotation, biological process: mismatch repair.
AUGCUGGGCAAUGGGUCUCGUAUACAUUAUCUGGCCCAGUGGCAGGCUAGAUCUUUAACCCGCUUCGAGACUGCCGUGCCCUAUCGCUGCCUCGUGCACCGGACAAUAUGCCACCAUGCUCAACCGCGACGCGUCGCAGCUCCGAAGCCAACCGCGGCCUUUCCCACGCAACGACGGUCAGCUAAAACGAAGUCCACGGUGAAGCUCAAGGAUCUCCCUCAAGGCGCAGUAAAACUGGAGCCAUAUAGUGAUGUCGUGGAGGAAACGCCCCGAUACCCGACGGUUCUCCAGGGACACCGCAACAACAUGCACAAGUUCAAGGACUGCGUUGUCCUGACUAGGGUUGGAGGUUUCUACGAGCUUUACUUCGAACAAGCGGAGGAAUUCGCUCCGUUGCUCAACAUAAAGCUUGCCUCCAAAAAGACCAGCGCCGGGCCUGUCCCCAUGGCAGGCUUCCCGUUCUUCCAACUAGACCGCUUCCUGAAGAUUCUUGUGCAAGAUCUGAACAAGUAUGUUGCCAUCAGCGAAGAGUUCGCCAUCAGUGCGGAGGAGAAAGCACGGUCCGGUAUGCUAUUUGACCGCAAGGUAGCCCGGGUCAUCACUCCGGGCACCCUGAUCGAUGAAAAGUUUAUGGAUCCAUCCGAAAACAAUUUUCUCAUGUCAAUAUACAUCGAUCCAUCACAGUUGGGUAGAUCUGCGAGCGGCGACGAAUCCUCUCACCAGCAUGUCAUCACAUCGGCCUCCUCACAGAACGUCGGCCUCGCGUGGCUGGACCUCUCCACAGGUGACUUUUACACCCAGUCCACCACAGCGCAGAUGCUCCCAUCCGCAAUUGCAAGGGUAGGUGCCAGGGAGAUUCUCGUAGACCAACGUCUUCAAGAUCUAGUCGGACAAGAGCUGCAGCUGCUUAUCGGCCACGAACAUCGGUUAAUGACCUUUUUUAACUUUCCUGAGAACGUUGCGCCGGUGUCGGAUUGGGCAUAUAUGCUGGAAGAGCCCCUACCGUCUACGUCAAUCGACUCAUUCACGCAAGAGGAAGUCGCGGCAGGCUAUAGUUUGCUAGAAUACAUUCGAGUCCAACUGCAGGGUCUUAACCUAAAGCUGCAGCCGCCUCGUCGCCGGCAUCUGGACGAAUCGAUGAACAUCGAUCGUAACAGUCUAAGAGGCCUUGAAAUACUCGAGACAGCGCGCGAAAGUCUUGGAAAGGGUAGUCUACUUCAUGCGGUGCGUCGGACGUCCACCAAAAGCGGAGCGCGACUACUCCGGGAUCGCCUAUCAUCUCCUUCGACUUCACUGUCAGUGAUCAAUGAUCGUCUCAAUCUAGUUUCAGUAUUCAUUGAGGAUAGUGAACUACGUGAUGGGCUAGUGCAGCUGCUCAAGCGCAGUUACGAUGCCCAGCGUUUGGUUCAGAAGUUCACUCUAGGGAGGGGAGACCCAGAUGACUUGAUCUGCUUGUCUAAGGCUAUAGCAGCUUCGAAGGAAGUGAAGCGGCUAUUAUCUACAACUAGCAACGCACGAUUCUCGAAGUCUUCUCAGGAAGCACUCCGGACAAUGGUUGGUCGGCUAUAUCUGGAUGGGCCAACAAUCCUCGCAGACAAGAUUUUGUCCGCAAUCGACGAGGAAGGCCUGCUACAAAAGCAACGCAUCGAAGAUGACACUGCAGCUGAAGCGGCCCUUCUAGCACAUGAAGUCACCCUUAACGAAGGCGCAGCAGCUGAUCUAGCGAGUUUGCCAAAGAAAGUCAGACAGAAGACUGCCAAUCACUCGGCAACAGAUGAGUCUUCGGUUGUCGAGACAUGGAUAAUGCGACGAGACGCGAGUGCCGCGUUGGAACAACUUCACCGAACACUAGACGAACUGCAGACAGAGAAAUCGGACCUCGGCCAGCAUCUUCGUGACUCUGUCGGAUCCUCCACUAUUACACUGAAGUGGACUCCUGGCUUGGGGCACAUAUGCCAUGUCAAGGGUGCGAAGGUCUCGCAGGAGCAACUGGAAGAGCUUGGAGUGACUCGAAAUGUUUCCUCAACAAAGUCAACCAGGUCAUUCUACCUCCCCGCUUGGACCGAACUCGGCGGCCGCAUGGAUCAAUUGAAGGUCCAGAUCCGGCAGGAGGAGCAAGCCAUCUUCGAGCAGCUACGCCGCGAAGUCAUCAUGAACCUAGUAAAGAUCCGCCGCAAUGCCUCGGUCAUGGACGAACUCGACGUCGCCUGCUCGUUUGCUACACUCGCGGACGAACAGCAACUCAUCCGCCCCACCCUCACAACAGGCACAUCACACAAAAUUGUCGGAGGCCGCCAUCCAACCGUCAAACUCGGUCUCGAAGAACAAGGACGUCGCUUCGUCAGUAACGACUGCUUCCUCGGCGAAUCCGAGCGCAUCUGGCUCAUUACAGGCCCUAACAUGGCAGGAAAGAGUACGUUCCUUCGCCAGAACGCACUCAUCACCAUCCUCGCCCAGGUCGGGUCCUUCGUGCCCGCCGACUACGCUGAGAUCGGUAUCGUUGAUCAGAUUUUCAGCCGCAUUGGCGCAGCAGACGAUCUCUUCCGCGACCAGUCCACGUUUAUGGUUGAGAUGCUGGAGACGGCGGCCAUCCUUAAGCAGGCGACGCCAAGGUCGUUUGUGAUUAUGGAUGAGGUUGGGCGGGGGACAACGCCUGAGGACGGAACGGCGGUUAGCUUUGCGUGUCUGCACCAUUUGCAUUACCGGAAUCAGUGCCGGACGCUGUUUGCGACGCAUUUCCAUGGGCUUGCCGAUAUGACCCAAGAGUUCUCCGCGCUGGAGAGGUAUUGUACUGAUGUGAAGCAGACGGCUGAGGGAGCAUUCUCGUUUGUCCAUAAGCUGCGGAAGGGUGUCAAUCGAGAGUCGCAUGCUUUGAAAGUCGCCCAGCUGGCGGGAUUGCCUAAAGAGACACUCGAGCUGGCGAGGAGGGUUCGUGACAGUGCCCGCCGUGAAGCUUCUCAGCUCAGUGCCUCUGCCUCUGCUUCUGCAUCAUAA